ACAAAGGCCAUCACAUAUCUUUCAAGACACAAACAGGACACUUUUUUGAUACUUCCAUUUCAAACUUGAGUGUCAGCAGAACACAGCAUGUUUUGAAUGCUUUAAUGCCGUCUUAAUUAUUUAUGCCUGCCGUAAGGAUUAAAUAUUGUUAUGUCACAUUAAGUUAAUUGGCAUAUGCAUACACAUUUUUUCAUUGUUAUUUUCACAAAAAGAUAUUUUUAAUGCAGAAUAUUAAUGGUGAGUAACUGUUUUUUCACCAGCUUUCCUGCAGUUAGAACACCACAUUAUUUAUAACAGAGUAUGGCCUGUUUGCUUGUAUUUUUGAGUGUGCAGUGUAACUAGCAAAACUUGUACUACUAACUGGGGAGAAUCAGGAAGACCUCUUCAUUUUGCAACAAGCUGCUUCUUCACCAUCUUCUUCUAUAUCACUAAGCCAAUACAGGACCUUAAAACACUUUGCUAGGAAAGAGUCAUGAGCAACAUCCUAUCCAGGACUAAAAGUUGGAAAUGAUGAUAUUCACUUUGUCAGUGGUAAUCCAGGAAAAAUAUCUGAAGCUGAGUCUAUAAUGAAGGAAAACAAUAUAAAGGUAAAAUAUAUGAAGUUCGAUCUACCAGAGUAUCAAGGCGAACCAGAUUUCAUUUCUGAAGCUAAAUGUAAAUGCGCAGCUUCAAUUGUCAAAGGACCAGUAAUAACAGAAGAUACCUCCCUUGCUUUUGAUGCUUUACAUGGACUUCCUGGGCCAUAUGUAAAAUGGUUUUUAGAUAAGCUUGGACCAGAUGGACUUUAUAAGCUGCUUUCUGGUUUUGAGGAUAAAUCUGCUUCAGCAAUAUGUACAUUGGCAUUUUCUGAAGGAUCGGAACAAACUGUCCAUUUAUUUCAUGGCAUUACUAGGGGCAAAAUAGUUGUCCCAAAAGGAAAUAAAGGCUUUGGAUGGGAUUCCUGUUUUCUCCCAGAAGGUAAAGAUAAAACUUAUGCUGAAUUAACCUUUGAAGAAAAGAAUACUAUUUCACACAGAAGAAAGGCUCUACUUUCCUUGAAGGAUUACUUAUUACAAAGAAACAAAUUAUUGAAAAAGGAAUCUUAAUUAUUAUUUAAUGGAUAUUUCUGUUUAGUAAAAAAACUGUUUGCCGUUGUA
Argiope bruennichi is the source of this 1136-nucleotide messenger RNA. RefSeq names its product inosine triphosphate pyrophosphatase-like. Gene Ontology annotation, cellular component: cytoplasm. The record is from RefSeq and is a predicted model, not a curated record. The transcript has 4 exons. NCBI's taxonomy places the organism in Eukaryota, Metazoa, Arthropoda, Arachnida, Araneae, Araneidae. Bases 567 to 1085 code for a protein of 172 amino acids. Gene Ontology annotation, molecular function: nucleoside triphosphate diphosphatase activity. Gene Ontology annotation, biological process: nucleoside triphosphate catabolic process.